GUCAAAUCUUAUUUGCAGAAACAUUUUUAAACGACGGUCUAAAAUAAAUAUCAAGUAAUAUUGUUUUCUUAGUCUUUAAUAAUCAUAGCUUGCAAAUCUGGAUGAAACUAGGGAGAAGAUGAUUGCCGCCUCAGAACCGGUGGAGUAUAUUCCUGGUGGAAGACAGACAAUUUUACGACAUCCUGAAUCAAUAGUUAAUCAGCAGUCUUUAAGUAAUCAAACAGAAGGAGAAAGUAUUCUGUUACAGAAAUUUAGUCGUAGAGAAUUUUGGAUUGUACGAGAAAAUGAUACAUUUGGUGAAGAAGAGUUGUAUUGUUCUGGCAGAAUUGCAAUUCAUUCAAAGGGCAAUCAAAGUACUAGAGUAUUGCAAACAAGUUAUACUUGUGAAACAGAUAUUGAACAUGCACUAUGGUGUAAAUUUCAUGUUAAUAUACCUGAUCGGUCAACAAAAGGCAAAGAAAUGGAAGAUGAGGAAAGUGAUGAUGAAUCAGUUGAAUGCAUUUGCUUAAUUGAUUCAUAUACCCUUAAAGUAUUUAGUGAAACUGGAGAAGAUUAUGUGUCUAGUUUACAAUUUCAGGUAUCUGCUGUAUGGCCAACAAAAUAUGGGAUUUUGUUGGAAAAAACACAAGUUUCCUUGAAUGAAACAAGCAGAUACACAUCACUAGAAGGAAAUAGAUUACAAUCGCAUAAUGACAUUAAUUUACCAGUGGCAUUUUCUCUAAUGCAUCCUUUAGAUGAAAUUUGUCCUGUACUUAUUAAACACGGAAACAUAUCAUAUAUGUAUGACUCAAAUCAACAAAUUCUAUUUACUAGUUCUGAACCAUCCUUGGCUGUGAUAUAUGAUGCAAAGACUGGGUUACAUUCUGUAUAUAAAAUACGUAAAGCUUUAGCAGAAGAAUGUCAGAUAGUUUGUGGAAAUAAUGACACUACACCUAGUAUUUUUAAUCAUUCAAUGAGUGCAUCUCCGUUAAAUAUUGGAAAUAAUAUUUCACAUAACAAAAGUUGUACAAAUAAAGGACAUUUAAGCAUAUUUGGAGUACCAAAUCCACAAUUAAGUAUUGGUUUAGGAGUAUCGCACAGUCCAUUUAGCUCGCGAACAUCUUAUACUACUACUUGUUCCGGGGGACCAUCACCUUCUCAACAACAGCAACAACAUUCUAGAUCUCAAAGUCCAAUGGCAACUAUUUCGCGCUGUCAAUCUCCUACUCAUUCUGCUUUCUCACCUUUACUCGGUGUGCCAGGUAGCUCAGUUAUCCACCACAGCAGGUUACAUCAAGCAGUUAUGACUACUGCCUUAAGUCAUUCACAAAACAGUCCUUUUGGUAAUUGCAACAGUAUGCAGUUACAAGAUGUUGUUAUACCAAGUAAACCUUUGUACCCUGAAAUUUGUCUUGAUCAUGUUUGGACUGAAAAUGUUGGAAUUCCAAAGGAUGCCGUGUCUUGUCGAGCGUCUAAAGUUUUCCUAUCAUCAGAUCUCGUAGGCCAAAGUUAUUUAUGUUACUUAGUUCCGUAUAGAUCUCAGUUGUAUUUAGUAAGGCUUGAGAAAACUAACAAACAGCAACAAAUCAUUUUCGGCAUGGUAACAAGUAUUGUAGCUAAAGAUGCUGUUAAUGUACCAAAUUUACAUAUGAUAGCAACAAUGGAUUUAUCAAAUGGAGUGGUACUAUACUCUGGUGUAACUUGCAUUGGCAAGUUACAUGUAACGGGAAUACUUCCCAAUUUGAGUGGAUGCCACUACUUCUUAUCUAGUAAUAAUCAUAAAUUAGGUUCUCCGUUUCCACGACGAAGUUCAUUGAUCUCUCAAAAUUAUGUUCCUUCUCAUGAUAUUAAAUUUGAAGAAGGAUUACAUUUAUUAAGUCCUGUAGGUGAUAAUUGUGCAAGACCACCUAUUCUUUUAGAAAAUUCUUUAGUAGACUCUAAUUUUCUUGUACUGAAAGAAGCGGUAGGGAACAAAGUUACUUUAGAACAUGGAAGUAAGAAUUACUUUCGAAUAACGUUACCGACAUCGAGUACAUCACCCUUAGUAACUAAAUGUUUGCAUACAUUAAGAAGUGUUUUGCAAAAGGAUUUGGCAAUGCAGUUACUAGUAAAAUGGUACGGUGCUAGAAAUGCCCCUGGACCUCAAGAUUUUUCGCCAGAACAAGAAUGGUGCCUUUUUCUUAUAGUAUUGUUUACAUUAUUGGGGUACGAAGUAGAAAAAUUACAGUUAAUUCAAAAGCAUGAGAAAGAUCAAUUUGCUGAACGCAAUAGUCCUAUGGUAGUGCCAAAAAAGCAGAAAACAAAUAAUUCUGGAUCUAGCGACGAUUGGAAGUACAUGAUUAGUUUUGUAAAAAAUGGAAAUUCUCAGACUUUCCUUUCAAAUAUACUUGGCCUUCAAAAAACUUCAAGCACGUUUCAAAUGUCGGUACCAAACGCCGUGGAAUCAAAUAGUGCAGGAAAAAUAAAUGUACAAUCUAUUCUGUUUCCAUAUUUUCCACUUGUUUUAUUUUCUUUGCAUCUUUUGUACGAAGAAUUAAAGUUAAACUGUGUAAUGUCAGAAAGCUUACCUUUACUUGCACAAUUGCUUUAUCAAUUAAGUUCAGACUUAAGAUUUGAUAUGUACACCCAUCAUUAUUUUCUCGAUUUUCCAUCAAUAUGUCAAUUAAAUUUUACAUCUCAAAUUAAAGAAGCAGAUUUACAAAAAAUUACUAUGCCAAAUUAUAUAUCGUCGAAACCACCGAAUAUAUUUGAAACAUUAAAUAAUUUAUUAAAUCAUGUGGAGAUAGUACCAUUCCCUUACUUGAGCCAAGUAAAUCCUAAAACAAAGAAUAUAGUUUACUUAAUGGCACUCAUAGCAAAUGAAAAUAAAGUUAAUACAUUGGAAAUUGAUAAAUUUGUGAAACAUAUAAUGUCAAUUGGAAGUCGAAUAGACUUUCAAGAAGGUGGAAAUAAGUAUGAAAAGGAAAUAUUAAAAAGGGUCGAACAUCCUACAAUAGAUAGAAUAGUAUUAUUGUAUCAUGAAAUGGGUAUGAAUAAAAAGGAUCUUGAAACGUUACCUACUGGUAUAUCAUUAGUGUUAAAAGAUAUAAUGUACAGAUGUAGAGAACGACCUCCGUCAAAUUGGCCGAUGCAGGCAUAUGAAUUAGUAGAUCGUCAAGAUUUGGCUGUAUUAGACAAACACAUAAAAUUUACUGCGUCAAAUCAACACGUAGAAAAUGAAGGAAAAAAUUAUUCAAUCAAAGAUCCUGAACAAGAUGAUGGCAUGGAGUUUGAUGAUGCUGUAUUGAAAUUAAGAUUCAAUAAAGAUCAUAGAAUAGCAGAAGUUCGAAAACUUCUGAAUUCAUCAAAGCCAGUAAGAAUAGCUAUAAUACAAAGACCAGAUGUAAGUGAUCAUGAAUUCAUAGAAGAACAGGAGAAGCACUUACAUGCACUGUGCACGAGAACAAUGGCUCUUCCAGUAGCUAGAGGAAUGUUUACUCUCAGAACUUCUACUCCUAUUAUCACAGAACAAUUACCGAUCCCUCGACUUUGUUUAACUGGAAAAGCACCUCCUCGUGGGACUACUAUAGAAUUAGCUCACAUAGACGUCCCUCCAAACAUGAAUUUAUGGCCAUUAUUUCAUAAUGGUGUAGCUGCAGGUCUUCGCAUUCAUCCAGAUGCGUCUAACAUUGAUUCGACAUGGAUAGUAUAUAAUAAGCAACAACAAGGAGAGUUCGGUAUCGAACAUUCAGGAUUCUUAAUGGCUCUUGGUUUAAAUGGUCAUCUAAAGAACUUGGCGCCUUUUAGUAUGUACGAAUAUCUGGUCGAGUGUCAUGAAGCCACUAGCGUUGGCCUUUUGCUAGGAUUAUCAGCAACUCAUCGUGGUACAAUGAACGUAUCAAUGACUAAACUUCUAUCUCUGCACGUGGAAACAUUGUUACCGCCAACUAGUAUUGAACUGAACGUUCAGCAAAAUGUUCAAGUUGCUGCAUUGAUGGGAGUUGGUCUGGUAUAUCAAGGAACUGCUCACAGGCACAUUUCACAUGCUUUGUUAUCAGAAAUUGGCAGGCCACCGGGUCCAGAAAUGAAAAAUUGCGUGGAUAGAGAAUCGUAUUCCUUAGCAGCAGGAUUGGCAUUAGGUUUGGUAGUCUUAGGAUAUGGAAGUGGAUCGGACUUAGCCAGUAUACCAGAUACUUUACAUUAUUACAUGGUCGGUGGACAUGUUAGACCUUUUACUGGUGCACAAAAAGACAAAUACAAAUCACCUAGUUACCAAAUAAGAGAAGGUGAUUCUAUAAACAUCGACGUAACGAGUCCAGGAGCAACUAUAGCCUUAGGUCUUAUGUAUUUCAAUACCGGGAAUAAAGCAGUAGCAGAAUGGAUGCAAGCUCCUGAUACUCAAUAUCUAUUAGAUUUCGUACGACCUGAUUUCUUGUUAUUGAGAAUAUUAGCUAAGUCACUUAUCCUAUGGAAUGAAAUUGAACCAACAAAAUCUUGGGUUUCCAGUCAUGUUCCUAAUAUCGUUUAUAAAUAUAGAUUACAAAAACCAACUUCUGAAAUAGCGCAAAGCGUGGAUUUAGAAACCAUGAACCAAGCCUACUGUAAUAUAAUUGCUGGUGCCUGUAUGGCUCUAGGCUUAAAGUAUGCCGGCACUGCUAAUAAGGAUGCUUUCAAAACCUUGUACAAUUAUGCCCAAAUGUUUACGGCGUUGUCCCAUAAAACCAUCGCUGAAUUAGCAGGGAAAUCAACUAUCGAAACGUGUUUGAAUGUUACUUUACUUUCUGCUGCUGUUGUAAUGGCAGGAACAGGAAACUUGGAGAUUAUGAGAAUAUGUCGACAUAUAAGGACUCGAGUAGGGCCAGCAAGUAGUGUUGUUACAUAUGGAUCUCAUUUAGCAACACAUAUGGCUCUUGGCCUUCUUUUCCUUGGAGGAGGAAAAUAUACUCUUUCCAACAGUCCCAGUGCAGUGGCUGCUCUUAUAAUUUCUCUUUUCCCAAAGUUUCCAACGCACAGCAAUGAUAAUAGAUAUCAUUUACAGGCACUACGACAUCUGUACGUGUUAGCUGCUGAACCACGCGUUAUUUUACCGAGAGACAUCGACAGUGGUCAGUAUUGCUAUGCGACGGUACAUUUAACUUUUGAAUCGGAAAAAGAAGCUGAAGGACAAGAUUUAGUCCUUCAAGCCCCGUGUUUACUACCGCAGUUGUGUAACAUGAGGAAGCUUGAACUAAAGGAUGAUCGGUAUUGGGAAAUCGUUUUUGAAAAGGGUCACAAUUGGCAGCAACUAGAGAAUAUGCUUAAAAACUGCGAAUACUUAAGUGUGAAACAAAGAGCUGGCUGCUUACCAUACAUAGAAGAUCCUCACGGUUUCCGAAGUUUAAUUGCUCAGACAUUAACAACAGAAAAUGUUAUUGCAUGGGCGGCUCGUCCUGAAUGUGUGACUUCUUUCACAAAUGACAAAACUGUUUUAAAUAUAGUGAAGUACUUUUUACAGUGGCCUAAAAAAGAGAAGAUUAAAAACGAAAAUACAUUGAAAACGCAAUCUUGUGGUAGUUUAGGUAAAAGCAGUUCUGGAUAUCUAACUCAAAGCUUAAGUGAUACAUCUGAAAAAAUUAGUGGUAGUUGGAAUGGACAAUCAUAUUCUUGUAAUGAAAAAAUGGAAAUUGCAGAUCUAUCGUCUGAUUUAAAAGAUAUUAGUUAUAUACGUGAAACGCAGUAUUCUGAUAUGUCGGAAUUCGAAGAACAAUUUCUACACACGUUUGCUAUAAUUGUUUGCGAAUGUGUGAUAAAAGAUAAAGUGAGUCUUCUUCCCUUAUGGAUGAAUUUGAUAAAAAGUUUAGAGAUUGCAGAAAAAGAACCGAACAGUUUUUCUAUAUGGCAAAUAAAACUUGUUUCAUCUCAUAUGUUAAAGAAACAUUAUACAGAUAAUAAAAAUCCAUUGCUUAGCACAGAGAGUGUACUUGCAAUACAGCAGAAAAUUUCCUUUAUUAUGGAUAGCUGGGAGCAUGAGUUAACACCAUAUAUUAAAUCUUAUCUAACCACUGGAAAUAUUCGAGGUGAUACAAUAUCGUUACGAAAAAUGUGCUCGUAUUUCGUAUUUUAUGACAUACCUCAUAAAAUAGAUCAUCAAACAAUCUUAACAUCGUUAUUAAAACCGGAAAGUAGAUCUAAACUACCCAAUGUUACAUUGUGCAAAUUGUAUAAAAUAUUAAAAUCAUAUUAAUUAUGUUAAAUUAGUUUUGUAUGGUGUAUUUGUAUAGAAGAUGAUCAUUGAAUUAAAUUAUAUUUAUAUUUCAUAAUUGAACAAAUGUGGAGAACAUAGACUGAUCAUUUUCAUCAAGCUCUUUUGUUAUACAUAUAGUUAGGUAAACU
This is a messenger RNA of Osmia lignaria (orchard mason bee), 6330 nucleotides long. It is a transcript of the gene shtd, whose product is annotated as anaphase promoting complex subunit 1. NCBI's taxonomy places the organism in Eukaryota, Metazoa, Arthropoda, Insecta, Hymenoptera, Megachilidae. Gene Ontology annotation, cellular component: anaphase-promoting complex. Gene Ontology annotation, biological process: metaphase/anaphase transition of mitotic cell cycle; anaphase-promoting complex-dependent catabolic process; protein K11-linked ubiquitination. Gene Ontology annotation, molecular function: molecular adaptor activity. The record is from RefSeq and is a predicted model, not a curated record.